UUUUGGUGUUAAUUUAAUCUGCAGCGGUUUUAGAUGCCUCACAAUUUACUGUGAUUCUGCGAAUGAUUGUUUUUCAUGUGAUGAAUUCUAUAAAUGUUGCGUCUUCUUAUGUUAUAAGAUUAUUUGCAGUUGCUACAUAAGUACAGUUGUACCCUCCCAGCUCGCUCCCCGAGUGUAGAAAAUACAUUGACAGCUUCAUCCAACACCUACGCAAGGACGCACCCUUCAUUAUAGUGAGUUGAGGGUGAUUCUCGGUCGAUCUCUGGCAAUUCGUUGCCUAGUAACCACAUCCACCGUCACCCCACCUAGGGAAGAAGCAUCUAGAGCCGGCUCACGUGGCGCCACCUGGAAUCUUUCAGUAACGUAAAGCAUCCCAUGAGGAGCUGAUUAAGAUCUCAUCUUAAAAUUAAAGAUUUAUCAAUGUUACCUAUUACUUUUGCAUAUUCUUAACAUUUAUUGUGUAUUUCAAUAUCUUUUAUUAUUAAAAAGUAAAUUUUGUUAUAUAUUUUUUUAUAACUCGUCAAUUAAAUUGCAAAAAAUAAUAGAACAUAUAUAUAUGUAUACUUUUUUGUAAGUAAGUGCACUGAAAUGUACGUGAAGAAGUUGACUUUUUCCUUCUUGCUGGUUACUUGAACAUAAUCGGAUCAAAUUACGUCUGUUGUGAUUUCAAGGGAUUCUACGUUAUGUUUGUUAUUGUAUCGAAUGUUGUGAGGUCAUGCGAUCCGGUCAGCGGCGAAGGGAUCUAAGUCCAACAAUAAAAGUCUAGCAUUUUUAUUUAUUAAUAUAUUUGAAAUGGAGGUAAACUUUAAGUCUAUUGUCACUUCUGGAGUCGAACAAAUUGAAAUAAGUAAUUCUUCAGUCGAUCAAGAUGAAACACGUAAUUCAGAUUUAGACCACGAGAGAUUCUUAAUAACUAGAAUACAUGUUCCUGAACUAUGUAUAAGUAAAUGUCUUCAAUUCUCAAGAGAUCAGUUUGUGUGGGACGUAAAGCAACAAUGUCUUGCAUCGUUACCAAAGGUGGCUACUUGGUUCAGGGAAUUAAAAGAAAGUUUUAAUUAUGGAUUGUUUUGCCCACCUACGAAUGGAAAGGCUGGGAAGUUCUUAGAUGAAGAACGUCGUCUUGGAGAUUAUCCUUUCAAUGGUCCAGUUGGAUACUUAGAACUUAAGUACAAAAAGAGGAUCUACAAAAUGUUGAAUCUUGAUGAAAAACAAUUGAAAGCAAUGCAUAAUAAAACAAAUCUAAAAAAGUUUUUAGAACAUGUUAUAAAUAGCCAAAUUGAUAAAAUUUCAAGAAUGUGUAAUAAAGGUCUAGAUCCAAAUUUUCAUUGUCCGGAAACAGGAGAAACACCAUUGACAUUUGCCUCGACUUUGAAGAAAUCGGCAAGUGUAAUUAUUGCUUUAGUAAAUGGUGGGGCAAUAUUAGAUUAUCGAACUAAAGAGGGUUUAACGGCAAUGCAUCGAGCUGUAGAAAGAAAUAAUCUUGAGGCUGUUAAAACACUCCUCGAGCUAGGGGCAAGUCCUAAUUAUAAAGACAGCAAAGCCUUAACUCCUUUAUAUUACAGUGUGACAUAUAAAACUGAUCCCAUGCUUUGUGAAGCCCUUCUUCACGAUCACGCUUCACUCGGUGCCCAAGAUUUACAAGGUUGGCAAGAAGUACAUCAAGCUUGUAGGAAUAACUUAGUUCAACAUUUAGACCAUUUACUUUUCUACGGAGCAGAUAUGAAUGCUCGCAAUGCAUCCGGCAAUACACCGCUUCAUGUGUGUGCCGUUAAUAAUACUGACUCUUCAUGUAUCCGUCAACUUUUAUUUCGUGGUGCCCAAAAGGAUAGCUUAAAUUUCGCAAAUCAGACACCCUAUCAAGUGGCAGUAAUCGCAGGAAACUUGGAGUUGGCUGAAGUUAUUAAAAAUUAUGGACAGGAGGAAGUAGUACCAUUUAAAGGACCACCACGCUACAAUCCUAAUCGACGUUCAGUGGUACUCGGUGGUCUAACUACAAGCUGUUCUGCUAACAAUUUGGGCACUCUCACAAGAAUACCGUACAUUCAACAACACGUUUCGUUCUCUUCGUCCUCAUCUUCAGGAGAAAAUAAGCUCACCAGAACCAUUUCUGUUGAUCAAUAUCCAUCUGGAGACAUAUCCACGGAACAACAAUAUUCUUCAAAGUCAUUAACUAGAGCUCCGUCCAUUAAAAAACAUUCUGGUACACGAAUUCAAGUUCCGUCCACACAGCAACAUACAGGUGCUUUGAUGUCUGAAUCACACUACAGUAACCUAAACAAAUAUUCAACUAUGGAUUCCAGUACAAAGGAAUGCUUUACGCCUCCAAAACAAUCGUCCGAACAUUAUCCUAGUACAGAAGCUUUAAACAAAGUACAUGAACAUGAAUACGUGCAAUAUUCACAGCAAUCGCAAUGUACUCUAAAUAAGCUACCGUCCAAAAUUAAAAAGUUUAAUUCUCUCUGGGACCAUAAUGUCAGAUCGACAUAUGAUGAGCAUUAUCAAAACUUAAGGAUAGAAGGAAUACCAAGAUCAGAGGAUCAUCGAAUAGAGUUACAACAUCGUUUUGACAUUCUCAAAACAACAGACAUGCCUCCUUCACCUUGUCCAAGCAGUAGAAGUCUGACACAUUUUAGUUCAGCAAGUUCCAGUCUAUCUGAAGGAAGCAAUUUACCUUCUGGUGAGGACUCGGUCAGCAUUGUCACAGAUAAAAGUAUAGGAGAUACUGCAUCUGAUGUAAUAAGCGAUAGUUCUGGAUUUGGGACUUCACAAUCCGAUACAAAUUCAUCGACUAUACCUGGGUCUACAGUUGUAUGUGUUGAAAGUUAUUGCAGUGCAAUUCCUGGACAUUUAAGUAUUAGUGAAGGAGAUUUAUUAGAAGUGACAGGAGCUACUGAUUGUGGAUUAUUAGAGGGUAUUCUUAGAGAUCAGGGUAUGGGAUUAUUCCCUGCACAUUGUGUUGAAGAAGUUAAAUUACGCAACUCAAGCAUCACCACUGGUCUUCCAUUAGUUCGAGAUAAUUGUACUAGAGUUAUUGGGAGGAGAGAGACGCCACAAAUAUACUUUGCCACUGCUCCAAGAUUAAAAAAAUCAGUCCCAGCUCAAGCUCGAACAGUUAUACUACAUCGUUCCAAAAAGGGUUUCGGUUUUGUUUUACGAGGCGCAAAAUCUCAUGCAUUAAUUGGUUUUGCACCGUCUGCUGAAUUUCCAGCUUCACAGUAUUUAGAAGAUGUUGAUCUUGGUGGAAUCUCCGACCUGGCUGGAUUAAAAAAGGGCGAUUUUAUCAUAAAGAUUAACGGAGAAGAUGUAACUGUCGCCUCUCAUGACCAUGUAGUGGAACUCAUUCAACAAUCGAGAGAAUUAGUGAGAAUGACUGUUAUUUCUCCUAUAAUGAAUCAUUCGAGUUCUCAUUCAACAAGAACUAAACUAACUGGUCAAUCUUUUCAAAGACAAUACGCUACUUUACCACGUAAAGGAAAUAAUAAUAUUAAUGCCGGUGGAACUUUAGGCAGAUCUCCUGCUCCACUACCACCUAGAAGAGAUCCUAAAACUACAUUGAGUAUUGGACGAGCAAGAGCAAGGUCCAUGGUUGCUGGCUUAGAAGGUGGCAUUGAAAUAGAAAAUCGGAAUAAUGUUGUUCCUUCCGAUUUAAAAUCAACUAGUAUUGAUUCAAUUUAUCUGCAGCAACAAACAUUCCUUGGAUCUAAUGCCUUUCAGACAACUUUAAUGCAACCAAGAAGUAUGAGUUUGAGAAUAAGACCAUCUUCCACACGUGUGACCAAUGCAGAGCUUAAGUUUCAGUUAAAUUCGGAACUUUGCAUUUUAAAUGGCUUGAGAGAAAGUUUGGAUCUUCAUCGAGAUUUUCACAGUACUCCAGAUUUAAAUAUACAGGCACAAUCAACUUGUCUGGCUCCAAAAUGCCAUCGUAGCCAAGAAGAUGUCUCCAUGAUGACAUUUUUUAAUAAAUAUCCACCACCAAGUCAUCCGCCACCACCUCCUCCAGUUGAUCAAUUAAGUAAUUUAAACACCACCUCUAACGCAUCCGAUAUAAAUAAUUCUGCAUCUGUUUACGAUAAUAUGGCUCACAUACAACAAGUUAAAGAACUGGCAGCUGCUACUGAAAGCGGAAGGUUAAGUGUCAUGUCAAGCUUCCGCCCACUGAGCAGUGCAAAAUUAUAUGCGUCUCCCAAAGACUUAAAAUCUGUUGGAUAUCGCUCUCAAUACAUAUCCACUCAAUCAAUGAAACAGCACAUUAGAAAACCUAAUAGUGUGCGAGUUUCAAAAGAAAGUACAUCGUUCAAAUUUAUAAAGAAUAUAAAUAAAAAGAACAGUAAUGGUAUAUCCGACAUGAAUUUCAAUGGAAAAAUUUCAAAAUUAGAAACUAACCAAUACGCACAACCUUUAAAAAGUGUAAAAAAUGAUAAUAAAAAUGGAGGUUUUAAAGAAAGAAUGGAUAAAAAUGUUACCACUAGUUUUUCAGCAAUGAAUCUAUUGUCUAAUAUGGAUAGUUCGUCCUACAAUGCAAAUGCAGUACCACCACUACCUGAGCCUGACUACAGUCUCAGUGAGUCUGAAAAUGAAGCAGAAAAUAAUUUAGAGAAAAUUGAUAUAGUUAAUAAGAAAAAAGAAGUAAAUAAGACUACGCCUACUGAAAAAAUAGAACCAGAUAAAGAAACAUCUGAACAUUCUAAUGCAUCUGGUGAUAGUGAAAGUAAUAAUUCAUAUAAUUCUGGAUCUUUGCCACACUCAUUUAGCAUAGAAGAAAUUCAACAUGUAAAAAAACAACUCAAGACGAAACAUUCUUUUGCCGAAGACGGAGAUAAUAGUUCAAGUGGUGUGAGUUCAGAUCAGGACAUACCUGUUGGUCCUCCAUCAGGAUUUGAUGAUACGACACGAAAAGGUGAAACUCGACAUCAUGCAAAUGAAAAAUCAUCCGACAAAGAAAAUUGCAGUAUUAAAAGAUUUAACCACGGAAGUAGUGGUAUACUCACGCGUCAUGCUGUUAGUCUUACACAACUCCCACCGCCAAUAGAAGCUGAAGCAGAAGAUCAAAGUAGCGAUCUUUUUGUUCCACCACCUCCAGGAUUUAAUGCAGAAGAGUCAUGUACUGUAAUUUCAUCCGAUCUAGUAUUUGCACCUCCACCUCAAUUUUGCGAUAAUAGACAACAAUUACAUAAUUGCGUAAAAAUUAUCAGAACAGUAUCGAAACCCUAAGUAUAGUAAAGUUGUAUUUUAUUUCACUUCAUUCGAUUUGGCAUCAAAAGAAAACUUUUUACUCAAUUUAAAACAAAAACAGUAACAAAGCUAUUGUUACAAAUUUUUUUAUAGAUUUUAUAAAACUAAAAAAAUGUGGUAUAAUGUGUUUAACGAAAAAUUAACAAUUACGAAAUAUGUGAUUCUGAAGAUUUAUGUCUUGAAGUUGUAAUAAUUAUGUAGACCGAUAGUAUAGACUGCUGACUUAGAUAAAAUGAAACUUUAAACGAAUUCAAAAGAGCUUGUUUUAUCACAAAAUAAUAUAUAAAUUAAUGAAUUAUUUCUUUCAGAAGACAAUUUUCUCAUUUUGUAUAGAAUAUUUAGAUCUAUUAAAAAUUAAAUGAUCCCAAAUAUCUCAACAUAUAAUGGCAAUAUCAAAUAAUAGGACAAAAUUUCCUCUAACUUAACUCUCUCUCUCUCAAGGUACAAGUUAGGCAAUAUUCCCAUAGAUACACAUUAUUAUUGACUGUAAGCAUAAACAAUUCAAGUUGAAGUAAUAUUGUCAUGUAAUAAUGACUCAAAUAUAUUCAAUAAUCAAUAUUGCAGUGCAAUAUUAUUACUAUAUGUUGUGUUAUGUGGGAAAGUAAUCAAAGAUCCGCUAGUGAGAUUUAUAUAUAUAUAAUUACAGAAAGACAAUUCUAAGUUACUUAUACCUUUUAAAUGUAAUAUGCAAUUUUAAGCACACUUUGGCUUCCGAUUAGAGUAGAAGAAAUCAUUCACAAAAACAAUUAUUACACGAUAUUAAAAUUUAAAAUAUUUGUAAUUUUAAAGUUUAUUAAUAUUUCUCAUAUAAUAAUGAUCACAAGUUUAAUUAUUUCUACUGAGCAUGAUUUAGGGCCGCGCCGGUUUAAAUUUCUACUUAAUAAAAUUUGUAUAUAACCGAAUUUUUAUUUGACUCAACUUUUCAAUUAAGUGAAUUUCUAUUUAAACUUUUAAGAAUCGAAUGUACAAAAAUUUUUUACUUAAAACUUGGCAAUAUUUUUAAUCAAUAGAAAGCAAUAAAAAAAAUUGACAUUAGGUGUUUCUUAUAGUACAAAUUGCAGUUAGUUAAUUGAAAAAUUAUAUAGAUUUUUAAAGUUCUUUUCUUAAUUAAUAUUUGUUCUUACUUUUGCAUCCGCCAUCUUGGAUUCACCAUUUUGAGUGAAUUCAAUGAAAUUUUAACUUUUUCCUGCGCCAUCUUCAAUCCGACAUUUUGAAUUUUU
This is a messenger RNA of Leptopilina heterotoma, 6452 nucleotides long. It is a transcript of the gene Prosap, whose product is annotated as SH3 and multiple ankyrin repeat domains protein 3. The transcript has 17 exons. Gene Ontology annotation, cellular component: dendritic spine; postsynaptic membrane; postsynaptic density. Gene Ontology annotation, molecular function: ionotropic glutamate receptor binding; synaptic receptor adaptor activity. The record is from RefSeq and is a predicted model, not a curated record. Lineage: Eukaryota; Metazoa; Arthropoda; Insecta; Hymenoptera; Figitidae. Bases 793 to 5211 code for a protein of 1472 amino acids.